GUGGAGCGGGCGCGGCUCGCCGCCGUCGAGGCGCUGCGCAGGCUCCAGGAGGAAGACCUGAUUGGGCAGGCCCGCGCGAGUGGCGUCAAGUACAUUCACUGGGUCACGAAAUUUCAGGUCUGGCGUGUGAAGUACAAGAUAAAGAACGGCCCGGACAGAGGCUGCAUGAAUCAGGCACAGUUUCGCCCGAAGGACGAGUCGCCAGAGGAGGUGGAGCGGGCGCGGCUCGACGCCGUGAAGGCGCUGCGGAGGCUCCAGGAGGAAGCCCGCGCGUUUGGGCCGAUCGGCUCGGACCGGCACAGCACGGAAAGACAGAGUGGCGUCAAGCACAUACAUUGGGACAGUCGCAGGACGGUGUGGCGCAUUUCGUACAGGAUGCAGAACGGUCCACACGCAGGUCGCAGACAGCAGCCCGCGUUCCGACCGAAGGACGAGUCGCCAGAGGAGGUGGAGCAGGCGCGGCUCGCCGCCGUCGAGGCGCUGCGGCGGCUCGAGGAGGAGGACCUGCUCGGGCAGGCCCGCGUUGGCAGCUACGACCCCGCGAAGCGCAAGAGCGGGGAACGCCAGAGCGGCGUCAAGUACGUUGACUGGGUCAGCAAGAGGCAGGCGUGGCGUGUGAGAUACGUGAUAAAGAACGGCCCAGACAAAGGCACAAGGAAGCAGCCCACCUUCAGCCCGAAGGACGAGUCGCCAGAGGAGGUGGAGCGGGCACGGCUCGCCGCCGUCGAGGCACUGCGCAGGCUCCAGGAGGAGGACCGCGCGCUCGAGCCGAGCGGCCCGGGCGAGCCCUGCGCUGGCCGCGGCCUCAGGGAGGUGCCGCUUCUCGACGGGUUGUUUCUGGUCGUCGGAGACGAUGCGCAGCGGCAGCUUUAG
Prorocentrum cordatum is the source of this 873-nucleotide messenger RNA. The record is from the annotation of a GenBank genome assembly. NCBI's taxonomy places the organism in Eukaryota, Dinophyceae, Prorocentrales, Prorocentraceae.